AAUUAAUUUCAUUCUAGGAACUUAAUAUUAAGGGAAUAAGGUGGGGUUAGGGGUGAAAUUGUUGCCACAAAACACAUCUAUUUUUUUUUUUCAAGACCAUGAUCCUUGCAUUCAAUGGAUGCACUUUGUGGAAGUGUCACUUGACUCUUGAACAAAAAUCUAUUGUAGAGAAAAGCUUCUAUUUUUGGAUCUUCCAUUUCUUUAAUAGAUAUUGUCUUGCAACUUAGUAAUAAUUAUCAUUAAUCUAUUGUUUUUGUUCUCUUGCCUAUAGCUUUGGCUACUUGUUUCACAAUUUUCAGCAAGAAACUUUGGUUACUUCUAUUUUUGGUUAUUUCUAGUAAGAAACUCUGAAACAUAUUAUGGAAGGAGCAUCGUUGCCACCAGGUUUUCGUUUCCAUCCAACCGAUGAAGAACUAGUUGGAUACUAUCUUAAAAGAAAAGUGGAAGGACUUGAAAUUGAGCUUGAUGUUAUUCCAACGAUUGAUUUUUACAAAUUUGAUCCAUGGGAGUUGCCUGAGAAAUCAUUUCUACCGAAACGAGAUUUAGAAUGGUUUUUUUAUUGUACACGAGAUCUAAAGUACCCAAAUGGAUCAAGAACAAAUAGAGCUACCAAAGCUGGCUACUGGAAAGCCACUGGAAAAGAGAGAAAGAUUGUGUGCCGGUGUAGUUCAUCCACUAUCACAGGCAACUGCAAAACACUCGUUUUCUAUCUUGGAAGGGCUCCUUUAGGCGAUAGAACUAACUGGAUCAUGCAUGAGUAUCGCCUCACCGAUGAUCUUAGCCAAGACUCACCAUAUUUUAAGGGUGGCUUAGCUUUGUGUCGAGUUAUAAAAAAGAAUGAGAAGAGCAAGAGGGUUGCAACAAGUUCCAUCAAUGGAAGUGAGACCUCAAUGAGAUUCUCAAGUGAUGUUUCUUCUCAAGCAAGUCACCUGAAUAAUGGAUCACAAAAUGUGGCUACAAUUGCUGAGUUUAACCAUGUUUCCAUAGAAACAAAUCCUUCAACCUUCUGGAUCUCCCCUGAUAUGAUUCUUGAUUCUUCAAAGGAGUAUACUAAAGUACAAGAUGCACUGUUUGAAUAUUUUCCUCCUAGUUGUGAAUCACCAAGGCAAUCAUUGGAACAUAUAACAACUUCACCUACUUUAUCCUACUCAAAUCUUAAUGGUGAAAAUGAAUUUUCGGAUAAUGUAAGUCAAAAUGGAUGCAUGUCACCUUACUCAAGUGCUCUAGGGAAUUUCAUGAACUAUAAUGGAAAUUGGGAUGUUCCUUAUGAGGUUUAUAAUCAAAUUAACUCAGUCUCAUAUCCCGAGCCUUUCUAAAAUCUGAAAACAAAAGGAAGAUCAUUCUCACUCUUUUUUUACUAUGCCAAAUUAGGAUCAAGAUCCAUUUGAAGGCAAACAAGUGGAGAUUUGAGUUAUGGAUUAAUAAUUGUGGGGACUAGUUAGCUGAAAUUUUACUUGGUGUGGCAUUACUAGGGAUCUCUGGGAUAACACCUUUUAAUGUAUGUCUUAGAGUAGUAGUACUACCUUUUAAUGUAUGACUUAAGAAUGAUAAAUAAUGAGUACUCUACAUUGCUAUACAUAUAUAGCAAGAUGGACUUUCUCAAAUACUUGGCCAAUUUGAUGGCACUGAAUGGAUUCUGAAGGAUA
This is a messenger RNA of Medicago truncatula (barrel medic), 1646 nucleotides long. Its product is annotated as NAC domain-containing protein 71. The coding region runs from base 360 to 1316 and encodes 318 amino acids. Gene Ontology annotation, molecular function: DNA binding. The transcript has 4 exons. The record is from RefSeq and is a predicted model, not a curated record. Gene Ontology annotation, biological process: regulation of DNA-templated transcription. Lineage: Eukaryota; Viridiplantae; Streptophyta; Magnoliopsida; Fabales; Fabaceae.